Molecule: messenger RNA, 1725 nt
Organism: [Candida] anglica
Lineage: Eukaryota; Fungi; Ascomycota; Pichiomycetes; Serinales; Debaryomycetaceae
Source: the annotation of a GenBank genome assembly
AUGAAAUCAUUGACGCUUGCCCUUUUGUACCUGACUCUUACACUUCUGGUUCAUGCUCUGCGUGGAUGUGCACCAGUGGGAGUUGGAAAAGGUGGGUUUAAUGUUAAGAUAUAUCCAUACAAGAUCUCAGACUCAAAAACGAUGAACGAUUUGGAAUAUGUUUCAUAUGGAUACUUAAACAAUAAGGUACUUUCUACUAUGAAUGCAGUUAAAGACAUCAAUUUUGAAUGGUCAAAUUAUCCUGAACCAGAUAUUGGAUAUGCAGUUGAGCAUAACCUCUAUGGUGGACCACCGAUUACUAUCACUAACUUCACUAUGGAACUCACUGGCUAUUACCAUUCUGUGGAAGCUGGCGAUUAUACCUUUCAAUUGUCCAAAAUUGACGACUCUGCUGCCGUAUUUAUUGGCGAUGGUAUAGCCUUCGAUUGUUGUAAAGAAACUCCAACAAUUGAUCCCACUGAUUACCAAAUAUUUACUUCAAAGGUUUGGAAUGGAAAAACAGGAAAUACUAAAGCAACUGUGAAAUUUGCUGCUGAUACCUACUACCCCAUGAGAAUCGUGUACACGAAUGCGCUCAGUCUGGCGACCUUGCAAUUAUUUGUUAAAAAGCCGAAUGGUGACUACCUACAAGUUCAAUCUGACAUGUUCGUUUAUGAUGUACAGCGUAAUAGCUGUCCAGUCCCAUCUUCAUCGAAGGUUACAACUGUUUCUUCUGAAUGGUCUAGAUCUGAAAUAUCUAGUUCGACUUCGACAUCUUCCCUCUCUGAAAGUUAUACCAUUGUUUCAAUAUCAGCUUCAGAUACAGUCACCAUUGACACCACUGACCGGUCUAGAUCUGAUUUAUUAAGUUCCACUUUGGCACCCUCCGCUUCUGAGUGCAACACCACUGUGUCAAUAUCAGCCCCAGACACUGCUAUCACUUUGUACGCAUCUGAAUCAUCAAUAUCUACCUUGACACCAUCUGAGGGCAACACCACCGUUUCAAAAUCAACUCCAGAUAAGGUCAUCAUUGCUACUUCAGAAUGGCUUGAUUCUGAAACAUUACCUUUCACUCCGACCCCACUAGUAUCCGGAGACCCCUCCACUAUUGAGAUACCAACUCCAACAACAACCGGUACUACAAAAUGGUCAGGAUUUGAUAUUUCAACUUCUAGUUCAACCUCGUCAGUUUCAGAUGGCACCCCCAAUGUUGAUACCUCAACAAUAGUUAAGGUAAGCAAUGAUGCUACCAUGGUUUCAUGCUCAGAUGGCGGCUGUACCAAAGUACCAGUUGUGGAAUAUAUUUCUUCAGUGAAUGGCUCUACAUCAGUGAAUAAGAAACUUUACCAGAUAUCUUCUAGCACUAUCGAAUACUCGAUCACUGAGACUCAAGUUUCUACUGUUGAAAUGACGGUAACAUCUUGUUCAAAAGGGGCAUGUUCAAGAAUUCUGAGCACAAUUAGAGAACUUGUUGUUACAUCAAUUCCAGGAUUUGGAAUUGUUUCUUACACAACAAUUUCGUCAUUGCCAACAUUGACAUCAAGUGAGUCCAAUACUGUAACCGGUGAUGCUUGGACUUCUGCAAACCGAUUUGUUGCUACCAAUACAAUUACGGGAAAUAGCACGCUAGGCUAUUCUUCAGCAGCUAUACCACCCUUGACAACUAAUGCUGAGAAUGCUUCAGGGAAAUUAUUAUCUUCAUCUUUCUCAAUGCUUGCAGCAUUCGUGGCCAUUUGUUUCUAUUGA